AUGAGGCAGGCUCCGGAUCUCUGGCUCCUUACACUUGCAGCACUGCUCCAGGUGUCAAAGCAGGGCCCUCACCAGAGGAAUCUGUUGAGGGAGCUUCUGAGGGACUACAAUCCCAUGGAGCGGCCGGUGGCCAAUGACUCCAACCCCCUCAUCGUGAAGUUCUCCUUCAUCCUGAUGCAGGUCAUGGAUGUGGAUGAGAAGAACCAGAUUUUGACCACAAAUGCCUGGCUGCAAAUGCAAUGGUAUGACCACUACCUGCAGUGGAACCAGUCCGAGUAUCCUGGAGUCAAGAACCUUCGCUUUUCUUCUGACCAGGUCUGGACCCCCGACAUCCUGAUGUACAACAGUGCUCACGAUAAGUUUGACGCCUCCUUCAAGACCAAUGUGUUGGUGAACUCCAGUGGCUUCUGUGAGUUCCUGCCUCCAGGGAUCUUCGUCAGCACGUGUUCUGUGGACGUGACCUGGUUUCCGUUCGACAUCCAGCGCUGCGAGAUGAAGUUCGGCUCGUGGACCUUCGACGGCUGGCACCUGGACAUGCAGAUGAAGGAGGCCGACAUCUCAGGCUUCAUGCCCAACGGGGAGUGGGACCUGCUGGAGGUACCCGGGACUCGUAACGAGAACUUCUACGACUGCUGCGCGGCGCCCUACCCGGACGUGACCUUUGUGGUGACCCUGAGGAGGCGGACCCUGUACUACGCCCUCAACCUGCUCAUCCCCUGUGUGCUGCUCUCCUCCAUGACCCUGCUUGGGUUCCUGCUGCCUGCCAACUCCGGGGAGAAGAUCAGCCUGGGCAUCACCGUUCUCCUCUCCCUGACUGUCUUCAUGCUGAUGGUGGCUGAGAUAAUGCCUGCUACCUCAGAUUCAGUUCCCCUCAUCGGCCAGUACUUUGUCAGCACCAUGGUGAUCGUGGGAAUGUCCGUUGUGGCGACCGUCUUCGUGCUUUGCUUCAACCAUCACGACCCCAACAGCGGGGACAUGCCCAAGUGGGCGCAGUUGGUUCUGCUCCAGUGGGUCCCCUGGUUCCUGCGCAUGAAGCGGCCGGGUGAGACGGCGGACCUCCCGCCACCCAUUCCCACUCACGUCAGCUCCCAGAGCAAGGGUCUGUCCUCGCCCACCACCACCGCCACCACCGCCACCACCCCCAACCCGGCCCCCACCAUCUUCCCGCAGACCCUCAGCUUCUUGCAGGCCCGGCUGGCCCAGCUGAGCCCCCCGAGCCACCCCCCGCCCCCCGGCCGGCCCGGCACCCAGCAGGCCGCCCAGAGAGACGUCAGCCCCGGCUCCCAGCCGCCGCAGCCCAACGGACACCUGCCCUACAUGGGCUUCCAGCCAUACCCCGCCCCCGCAGAGCCUGAGCCGGAGCUGAGGAAUUGCAGCAUCAGCCGGGGGAGGGCUGCUGCUGGGGGAGGAGACGCCAUGGGAGGGAGAGGAGGAGGGGGAGGAGGAGAAGGAGAAGGAGGUGGAGCGAAUGGAGACACACCACCAACCCUACACCACCACCCAGUGCUCCCGGGGUUCGAGGUCGCCACACACCUGCCCCCCGUGUCCCCACCCUUCGAGUCCUCCAUUUGCCCCGGGGGCUGCCUGGAGGUGGGAGGUGAGGGGAGCGUGGGGGGGAUGCACGCCCAGUGCUGCGCGCUCCAGCCAGACUCUGUGGACGGACAGCUACAGGCCCUGCUGGAAGAGGUGCGCUACAUCGUGGAGCACAUCCGGGAGCAGGACCGGCAGCUGAGUGUGGCGGAGCAGUGGCAGUUCGCCUCAGCCGUCAUCGACCGCCUGUGCUUCAUCGGGUUCAGCGUGUUCAACGUCAUCUGCACCAUAUCCAUCCUCAUGGCCGCGCCCAACUUUGCAGAAGCAGCAUCCAAAGACUUUCUGUGA
Molecule: messenger RNA, 1878 nt
Organism: Gadus chalcogrammus (walleye pollock)
Lineage: Eukaryota; Metazoa; Chordata; Actinopteri; Gadiformes; Gadidae
Product: neuronal acetylcholine receptor subunit alpha-7-like
Exons: 10
Coding region: 1-1878 (625 amino acids)
Biological process (GO): nervous system process; monoatomic ion transmembrane transport; regulation of membrane potential
Cellular component (GO): synapse; neuron projection; postsynaptic membrane
Molecular function (GO): transmembrane signaling receptor activity; acetylcholine-gated monoatomic cation-selective channel activity
Source: RefSeq, a predicted model, not a curated record